Molecule: messenger RNA, 1127 nt
Organism: Panicum virgatum (switchgrass)
Lineage: Eukaryota; Viridiplantae; Streptophyta; Magnoliopsida; Poales; Poaceae
Product: endochitinase A-like
Exons: 2
Coding region: 69-914 (281 amino acids)
Biological process (GO): chitin catabolic process; cell wall macromolecule catabolic process; carbohydrate metabolic process
Molecular function (GO): chitinase activity; chitin binding
Source: RefSeq, a predicted model, not a curated record
ACCCAACACCAACAGCAAGCUGCACGGCAGCAGCGAACCUUAGUGACAAGCUGAAGCACUGAUCCAGUAUGGGUGUGGCAGGCGCGCCGAAGAUCAUGGCGGCUCUGGCGCUCGGGCUAGCUCUCCUCUGCGCUGCCGCCGGGCCGGCCGCCGCGCAGAACUGCGGCUGCCAGCCGGGCUACUGCUGCAGCAAGUACGGUUACUGCGGCCUGGGUGACCCCUACUGUGGUGAGGGGUGCCAGUCGGGCCCGUGCUACUCCGGGGGCGGCGGCGGCAGCGGAAGCGGAAGCGGCGGCCGCGGCGCGAACGUGGCUAGCGUCGUCACCGACGCGUUCUUCAACGGCAUCAAGAACCAGGCCGGGGGCGGGUGCGAGGGCAAGAGCUUCUACACGCGGAGCGCGUUCCUGAGCGCCGCCGGCAAGUACUCCGGCUUCGCCCACGGCGGCUCCGAGGUCGAGGGCAAGCGCGAGAUCGCCGCCUUCUUCGCGCACGUCACGCACGAGACAGGGCAUUUCUGCUACAUCAGCGAGAUCAACAAGAACAACGACUACUGCGACCGGGGCAACACGCAGUGGCCGUGCGCGGCGGGGAAGAAGUACUAUGGGCGCGGCCCGCUGCAAAUCUCGUGGAACUACAACUACGGGCCCGCCGGGCGGGACAACGGCUUCGACGGGCUGCGGGACCCGGACGCGGUGGCGCGGGACGCCGUGGUCGCGUUCAAGACGGCGCUCUGGUUCUGGAUGAACAACGUGCACGGGGUGAUGCCGCAGGGGUUCGGCGCGACGACCAGGGCCAUCAACGGCGCCCUCGAGUGCAACGGGAAGAACCAGGCGCAGAUGAACGCGCGGGUGGGCUACUACAGGCAGUACUGCCAGCAGCUCGGCGUCGACCCGGGGAACAAUCUCACCUGCUAGACGAAGUCUUCGUUGAUGCAUGGUAGCUUGUGGCUGGUGAAGAAUAAAGAAUACUGUCGCCUGAAGUUAAACCCAGAGUUUAACGAAGAUGUGCUAUGUACUAGCAGUAGUAUCAAUAAUGCAGGCGCAGGGCCGGGCCUGUUUAUGCGGCCUGAAUAACGAAGCAGUUUGUAAUAUGCAGAAUUGCCAGGAAUAUGAACUUUUUCUACCCAA